This is a messenger RNA of Nanorana parkeri, 695 nucleotides long. Its product is annotated as intestinal mucin-like protein. NCBI's taxonomy places the organism in Eukaryota, Metazoa, Chordata, Amphibia, Anura, Dicroglossidae. Bases 55 to 660 code for a protein of 201 amino acids. The transcript is spliced from 6 exons. The record is from RefSeq and is a predicted model, not a curated record. Gene Ontology annotation, cellular component: extracellular region. Gene Ontology annotation, molecular function: hormone activity.
UCCUCUAUUCCACAGCCAUCUGGAAGCUGUCAGAAUUGUAAAUGCACUACAACUAUGAAGAAUUCUGCAGAAAUAACUUGUGAACCAAUAGUGUGCAAUACAGACUGUCAGAUGGGGUAUAGUUUCAAAGAAAUAGAUGGACAGUGUUGUGGGAAGUGUGUUCAGGAAUUCUGUGUUCUAAAUAACACUGUACCAAUUAAGCCUGGAAAUCUCUGGUACCCUCCUGGAGACAACUGCACAAGUUAUGGUUGUGAACCAGACACAUUUAUAGUUGUAAAAAGUGUCAUGUCAUGCCCACAGCAAAAGCCUAUAAACUGUGACAAGGGUAUAUUGGUUAAUUUUACAAGCACUGAUGGAUGUUGUACAAUCCAGUUCUGUGAGCCACGCAAGUGUGAUGUAAUGACAUCAUGGAAACUCAUUGAAAGUGGUGGUUGUAGGGCCAAUGUGACUCUUACUAACUGUGGAGGUUACUGCAGUUCUAUUUCUAGACAUCCCAACUUCCCAAAAAUGAAGGCACAUGACUGCACCUGCUGUCAGGCUACCAAAACCACCAAGAAGAAAAUUCAACUUGAUUGUAAUAAUGGAAGGAAGAUUAGUUAUACUUUCACUGAUAUCCUGCAAUGCUCCUGUAGGAGCGCAGCUUGUGUGUUCACAGAAUGAACUGCCAGUAUGUAAAAAGCAUCCUUGGUUAAUGG